Molecule: messenger RNA, 2807 nt
Organism: Sphaerodactylus townsendi
Lineage: Eukaryota; Metazoa; Chordata; Lepidosauria; Squamata; Sphaerodactylidae
Product: vomeronasal type-2 receptor 26-like
Exons: 6
Coding region: 1-2547 (848 amino acids)
Biological process (GO): G protein-coupled receptor signaling pathway
Cellular component (GO): membrane
Molecular function (GO): G protein-coupled receptor activity
Source: RefSeq, a predicted model, not a curated record
AUGAAAUAUCCACAGCCUCCACUCCAGGAAUAUCGCAAAUCAGGAGAUGUCUUUGUUGGUGGCAUUGCUUCUCACACUUUCAUUGUAUCCACUUCAGUAGACUUCACAAGAAAUCCACCCCCACCACUGUCUGAUGAGUUUGUUAUAGUGACUAAGAAUUACCAGCACAUUCUAUCACUGGCAUUUGCAGUAAAUGAAAUCAAUGAAAACCCACACAUUUUACCCAAUGUCACCUUGGGAUUUGAUAUCUAUGACAGCUAUUACAAUGCCAAGUGGACUUACCAAGACACAAUGCAAUUCACAUCCACACCAAAGAAAUUAAUUCCUAACUACAAAUGUGAUAUCCAGAACAACCUAAUAGCUGUAAUUGGAGGACUAGACCCUCAAAUCUCUCAUCACGUGGCUACACUUGUGGAUAUCUACAAGAUCCCACAGCUGAUCUAUGGUUCUGCUCCAUUGAUGAAUGACAAAACUCCCAGCCUGCCUUUCUACAAGAUAGCUCCUAGUGAAACUCUUCAGAAUGUGGGGAUUCUUCGGUUGCUUUUGCAUUUCAAUUGGAUAUGGAUUGGGGUAAUUUAUGUGGAUGAUGACAAUGGAGAAAGAUUUGUGCAGUCUGCAGUUGAACUGUUCCCGCAGCAUGGGAUCUGUAUUUCUUUCAUAGAAAAAAGCCCCAAAUCCUCUGUUGUCAGUGAUACUGCUGAGAAGCUUCAACAUGGGACCAAAAUACUUGAUAAAAUCAGGGAAAGUUCAGCCAAUGUAUAUUUAGUGUAUGGAGAAUCCUAUUCUUUUACAUACUUGAGGUGGUUACCUCAGCUAUCAGAGUUGGAAAAUACACCAUGGAUGGGUAAAGUGUGGAUAUUGGCAGCCCAGAUAGAGCUCAAUGCGUUUGUCUAUCAAAGGAAUUGGGGUCCAGACAUCAUCCAUGGUGCUCUGUCCUUCAGCGUUCAUUCCAGCGAUCACCCUGGGUUUCAACAAUUUGUUGCAAGCAGAAGUCCUUCCAGAAUCGAAGGAGAUGGUUUUAUGAGGGAUUUUUGGCAACAGGCCUUUGGCUGUACAUUCCCAAAUCCAAUGCUGAAUGACAUAACAGGUGACAUCUGCACUGGGACGGAGAAGCUGGAGAGCCUUCCUGGGCCUUUUUUUGAAAUGAGCAUGACUGGACACAGUGACAGCAUCUAUAACGCUGUCUACGCCAUUGCUCAUGCUUUACAAGAUAUGUCCUCAUCUAAACGUAAACACAGAGAAGAUGCACAUGAAAGACCAUUGAAACAUCAGAUUAAAGAGUUGUGGCAGCUCCAUCACUUUCUGAGGGGUGUAUCUUUUAACAACAGUGCUGGGGACAAGGUUUCCUUUGAUCAAAAGGGUGAACUGAUAGCUGGAUUGGAUAUUGUUAACUGGAUUGUUUCCUCAAACCAAUCCUUUCAUAGAGUGAAAGUUGGGAGGAUGGAUCCACAUGUUCCUCUGGACCAAGCAUUCACCAUUGAUGAGAAUGCCAUCACAUGGGAUCCGUUCUUUAAUCAGACCCGGCCUCUUUCAGUAUGUACUAAGAGUUGCUAUCCUGGUUCCAGCAAGACAAUGAAGGAGGGGGAGCCAUUUUGUUGCUAUGAUUGCACUCUGUGUCCGGAAGGGAAGAUAUCUGACCAGAAAGACAUGAAUGACUGUAAAAAAUGUGCAGAUAAGCAGUAUCCAAACGAGAAACGUAAUGUAUGUGUUCCCAAGGACAUCACCUUCUUGUCCUAUGAAGAACCUUUGGGGGGAAUUCUUGCAGGUUUUGCUCUUUCCUUCUCUUUGAUCACAGCUCUGAUACUUGGGACUUUUCUGAAGCACCACACCACUCCCAUUGUCAAAGCCAACAACCAGAGCCUCACCUACACUCUUCUCAUCUCUCUCUUGUUCUGCUUCCUUUGUGCACUGCUGUUUAUAGGCCCACCCAAGCAGGUGGCGUGUCUCCUUCGGCAAACUGCUUUUGGCAUAAUCUUCUCAGUGGCUGUUUCUUGUGUGCUGGCAAAGACCCUGACUGUGAUUCUGGCUUUCAUGGCCACCAAGCCAGGAAGCAGGAUGAGGAAAUGGGUGGGGAGAAGAUUUGCGCACUUUGUUGUUCUUUCUUGCUCUCUUAUCCAAGCAGGCAUCUGUGCUGUGUGGCUGGCAUCCUCUCCCCCAUUCCCAGAUGUUGACGUGCAUUCAACAGCUAAAGAAAUUAUACUGGAAUGUAAUGAAGGAUCUCUUGCCAUGUUCUACUGUGUCCUGGGCUACAUGGGCUUCUUGGCAGUCAUCAGUUUUAUUGUGGCUUUUCUGGCCAGGAAGCUACCUGACCGUUUCAAUGAAUCCAAAUUCAUCACAUUCAGCAUGUUGGUCUUUUGCAGUGUUUGGCUAUCUUUUGUUCCAGCCUAUCUGAGUAUCAAAGGGAAAUAUGUGGUAGCUGUUGAGAUCUUCUCUAUGUUAGCCUCCAGUGGUGGGCUGCUGGGUUGUAUCUUUUUCCCCAAAUGUUAUAUUAUCUUGUUGAAACCUGAACUAAAUAACAAGAAUCAUAUGAUUAGGAAAACCUCUUGAAGUCUGUUUCCUUCUUUAAACUUGCUGUCCAGAGUAGUGUGUGCCCUCCAGUGUUUGCUCCUUUUUCCUGUCAUUAGUUGUUUUGUUCCUGUCCUGCAUCCAUAUUGGUUGACAUCUCUCUUCCCCCUCCAUCCUACCCUGAGGCCAACUUUGACACUCAGGAGGGGCCCAGAAACUUCAGUUCUCAGGCAUCUCCACAACAAACACUACAAGUGAGAAGGCAAAAGCUUGACUGGACAACUCAAUGAUAUAUCAGUGUC